Messenger RNA from Diorhabda carinulata, 1364 nucleotides. It is a transcript of the gene RpL5, whose product is annotated as 60S ribosomal protein L5. NCBI's taxonomy places the organism in Eukaryota, Metazoa, Arthropoda, Insecta, Coleoptera, Chrysomelidae. The record is from RefSeq and is a predicted model, not a curated record. Gene Ontology annotation, cellular component: cytosolic large ribosomal subunit; ribosome. Gene Ontology annotation, molecular function: structural constituent of ribosome; 5S rRNA binding. The coding region runs from base 408 to 1304 and encodes 298 amino acids. Gene Ontology annotation, biological process: ribosomal large subunit assembly; translation. The transcript has 5 exons.
GGUUAGUCGCAUAUGUAAAAUGAAGUGUCUAAAUGUUCAAACUAUCGGAACUGUAAAGGUUGUUUUCUACAGUUUUUUAUAAACUAUUGUACGCACAAUGUCAAUGUGGAUGUAUCUAGAAAAGGUGCAAUACUUAUUUGAAACGUUUAUACGCGAAUAUUUGUAUAUUAAAGCUUUUAAAUUUUAUAUAAAUUAGAAUUAGAAUGCAAUAAUAACAAGAUUAAUCAAGCUGGGUCUCAAAAAUUGUCUGUGAAAUUUUGUGUCUUAAAAUUAGUUCAUAUUCUGAGUCGAAAAGAAGAAUUAAACAUCUGUCACUUAAGAUCGUAUUUCCGACCUGUCUUUUCUAGUGCAGAACACAGAGGAGGUUACACACAAUCGUGUAGUUGUGGAAGCAUUGAUAUAAAGAAAUGGCUUUCGUUAAAGUUGUUAAGAACAAGCAAUACUUCAAACGGUACCAAGUUAAGUUCAAGAGGCGUAGGCAAGGAAAAACUGAUUACUAUGCUCGUAAACGUCUCAUCGUUCAGGAUAAGAACAAGUACAAUACUCCCAAGUACCGUUUGAUUGUACGAUUUUCGAAUCGUAAUAUCACCUGUCAGAUUGGUUAUUCUCGUAUUGAAGGAGAUAAAAUUCUCUGUGCUGCUUACUCUCAUGAGUUGCCAAGAUAUGGGAUCAAAACUGGUCUGACCAAUUAUGCUGCAGCUUAUGCAACUGGUUUGUUACUAGCCCGACGUCUGUUGAAAAAGUUGGGUCUUGACAAUUUAUAUGCUGGUAAUACUGAAAUUAAUGGUGAUGAAUACAAUGUUGAGAAUGUUGAUAGUGGACCAGGAGCAUUUAGGUGUUAUUUGGAUACUGGUUUAAACCGUACAAGCACAGGAGCCCGUGUUUUUGGAGCCAUGAAAGGAGCUGUAGAUGGUGGCUUGAACAUUCCUCACUCUACAAAACGUUUCCCAGGUUUUGACAGUGAAUCAAAAAGCUUCAAUGCUGAAGUUCACCGUAACCAUAUUUUUGGUAUCCAUGUUGCUGAUUACAUGAAGUCUUUGGAAGAAGAGGAUCCAGAGGCUUUCAAGAGACAAUUUAGCCAAUACAUUAAAUUGGGAAUCAAUGCUGAUCAAUUGGAAACGAUUUACAAAAAUGCACACGCCGCUAUUCGUGCUAAUCCAGAAAUGGAAAAGAAGGCAGACAAACCUGCUCCUACCACAACCAAGAGAUGGAACCGCAGGAAGCUCACCUUGGCCGAACGCAAAGACCGUGUUGCACAAAAGAAAAAAUCUUUCUUGGCCAAGCUCCAACAACAAGAAGCUUAAAAUUAUUCUUUUGUAUUUUAUCAUGGAUAUUGUAUUGAAUAAAUACACACACGAGGCUCA